This is a messenger RNA of Selaginella moellendorffii, 732 nucleotides long. RefSeq lists its product as uncharacterized. The coding region runs from base 8 to 655 and encodes 215 amino acids. The transcript is spliced from 2 exons. The record is from RefSeq and is a predicted model, not a curated record. Lineage: Eukaryota; Viridiplantae; Streptophyta; Lycopodiopsida; Selaginellales; Selaginellaceae.
AGUGGGGAUGGGCUACUCGACGCAGCCAUGGCGCAGCAGCAAGAUAGGGCUGCUGGAAUUCGUGGACGUCUCAGGCAGGAUGAUGGAGAAUUUUCUUCUUCCAGGGGAUGAGAGCCAGAGUGACAGGGAGUACCUGGAGGUCAAUCUUGCCCACGCGGGUUUGGGCGGGCGGCAAGCAGCGGAGGCGCGGCAGCUGCUCGACGCGGUGGAUUUUGCCAGGGACAAGAGAUCGAGCAUCGAAAUGGGCGAUCUGGUGGAGAUCCAGCGCCGCGUGGUGGGGAGAUCAAGCGAGGGAUUGCCAUGGCUUGUGAGUUGGCUUGUGAGGUGGGCUUUCCCAGAUUUUAGGAGCAACGAGGCCCGUGACGAGCUGCGCGACGCAAUCCUUCCCAAGCUCAACGCGCGCCUUGCCCAGUCGCAAGACCCUCUCGAGCGAGUCAAGGCGGCGGCAUGGUUUUCUAAGUGCUUGACGAGCCUGCGGCCCUUUGUCGAUGGAAGCGCUCGCGUUGGCGAGGUGGUAGUGUCGAUCAUCCUCAAGGAUUGGGCUCCUUUUCCUCUCAGGAUACACGAUCGUGGAUGGCUGCGCGAGCAAUCAAUUCCAAGGGAUGGUAUUGGAGAAGAGGAGCUUGCAGCCUUGAUCCUCCAGCGGGCCGCAUAAUCGAUAUGUUCUUCCUUUGUCAUGGCUUUCAAUUCUCUCGAGAUCUUUGAACGUGAAUCUUUUAAACUUGCCUAGAA